AUGUCGCAUCUCCAGGCUUCCAACCUUUUCUCCGUGCAGGGGCGCGUGGUAGUCGUCACCGGCGGAGGCAGUGGUCUCGGCCGGAUCAUGGCCCGCGCUCUGGCCAUCAAUGGCGCCGCAAAAGUGUUCGUCCUUGGCCGUCGUGAAGAUGCGCUCCGGGAGACGGCAACCCUCGCACCUGCAGGGAUCGUCAUUCCCGUCCAAUGCGACAUCACGUCAAAGGAGUCGCUUGAAUCUGCAUACCAAGCUGUGGCGGCACAAACCACUCACGUUGACGUCCUGUUCGCCAAUGGCGGAAUCUUGGGCCCGCUGAUGCGGUCACCGGAGCCCAAGGCAGAUGGCACACCACCCUCAUUGACUGAGCUUCGCGAUGAGUUGUUCAACGUCCCCAUGGAGGAGUUCACCCAGGUUCUCAACGUGAAUGUGACUGGUUCCUACUACACCGUACUGGCCUUUUUGCCCCUAUUGGAGGAGGCCAACAAGCGACGUCCGGCGCCGCAGGACGGUGUUCUGACUCCACCCACGGCGCAGGUCGUCAUCACCAGCUCUAUUGCCGGCUUUGUGCGAAAGGUUCCGUUCAGCUAUGCCUAUAAUGCUUCCAAGGCUGGCACGAAUCAGCUGGUCAAAAUGCUGGCAACUGGUCUGGCCGCCUACAACAUUCGAGUCAAUGGGAUCGUCCCGGGACUCUACCAGUCCGAAAUGGCCCAGAAUGUCUUUGUCGCCCAUGGCCAGAGUCAUGUCAUGGGGGGCAUAUCCGAGGGGUCCUUCCCCAAGGAGAUGAUUCCCCUGACUCGAGCGGGAAGCGAGGAAGACUUUGCCGGUCUGGUCGUCUGGUUGGCAAGCAACUCGGGCGGCUAUGUGAAUGGGAACCUGCUCGUCACCGACGGAGGCCGGAUGAGUGUUGUGCCCACCUCUUAUUAA
Penicillium oxalicum is the source of this 921-nucleotide messenger RNA. RefSeq names its product SDR family NAD(P)-dependent oxidoreductase. The coding region runs from base 1 to 921 and encodes 306 amino acids. The transcript is spliced from 2 exons. The record is from RefSeq and is a predicted model, not a curated record. Gene Ontology annotation, molecular function: oxidoreductase activity. Lineage: Eukaryota; Fungi; Ascomycota; Eurotiomycetes; Eurotiales; Aspergillaceae.